Thamnophis elegans (Western terrestrial garter snake) is the source of this 6571-nucleotide messenger RNA. RefSeq names its product membrane associated guanylate kinase, WW and PDZ domain containing 1 (gene MAGI1). Bases 470 to 5077 code for a protein of 1535 amino acids. Gene Ontology annotation, molecular function: protein binding. Gene Ontology annotation, cellular component: cytoplasm. Lineage: Eukaryota; Metazoa; Chordata; Lepidosauria; Squamata; Natricidae. Gene Ontology annotation, biological process: signal transduction. The record is from RefSeq and is a predicted model, not a curated record. The transcript has 24 exons.
AGAGCAAGGAGGGAGGCGGAGAGUCGGCCGGGCGCCUGCGCCAAGCCGUUCCUAUCGCUACUCCGGAGCUCUCUGCUCGGUCUUGGUGGAAUCGAGCCCGAGCAAAAUGUAACAAAACAAGCGGCGUCUUUUCUAUUGGCUUAAAGGAGCCGCGGUCGGUCGAUCGGAGCCCCUCGGAGGAGAGAAAAGUAGCAAAGAAAGGUGGCAAACAACGGCGGCGCCAGGUGUGGAGACGAAGGAUCCGGGACCGGGCGCUUGCCCGGGGAAAGAGACGAAGAGAACCUGCGGGGAUCCGCGCAGGGGAAAAAAAGCCCUUAGGAGGAGAAGCGGGGCAGGACGACCCGCUGGUUACGAUGGGAACCUCGCUGGAGGCGCCGGUGGAAGAGGCUGCGGGCAUGAACCGCGCCGAGUCGCUUCGGUGAUGGCUUGAGCGAAGCGGCCGGAAAGUUGCCGGAGAGCUUUUUGCUCUAUGCCCGGCCGGUCGGGAUCCCUUGCCCGGAGCAGCCCCGCGGUGGACGUCGGGUUUCCAGUCUCGGUCCUUUCCCCCCACCCGCCCCUCUCCCGGUGCAAAACCCCCCUCCCUUCCUUUUGCGCGCAACUUGGCGACCUGAGCGCCAUGUCGAAAGUGAUCCAGAAGAAAAACCACUGGACGGCCAAAGUGCACCAAGCCACGGUCAGCCGCAAUGCUCAGGGCCAGCUCGGGGUCACCGUCCUCGGCGGAGCGGAGCACGGAGAGUUUCCUUACGUCGGACCGCCCGAGGUCGAGGGGGAGACGGCGGUGCCCGGAGACAACGGCGAAUGCAAACUUGGCGAAGGGGAGCUACUCUUGGAGGUGCAGGGUGUCCGGGUGUCGGGAUUGCCCCGCUACGACGUGCUGGAAGUUAUCCGGAGCUGCAAGGAGCCCAUUGUUUUCAAAGCCGUCAGACAAGGAAGUCGGCUGAACAAAGACCUGAGACAUUUUCUCAACCAGAGAUUUCAGAAAGGAUCUCCAGAUCAUGAGCUUCAGCAAACUAUUAGAGAUAACCUUUAUCGCCAUGCUGUGCCUUGCACCACACGUCCUCCAAGAGAAGGAGAAGUGCCUGGUGUGGACUAUAACUUUCUAAGCGUACAAGAGUUUCUUGAACUUGAAAAAAGCGGAACUCUGCUUGAAGUAGGAACCUAUGAAGGUAACUAUUAUGGAACACCCAAACCUCCCAGCCAAUCCCUUGGUGGGAAAGUGAAUAAUGCUGAUGCUUUGCAAAAUCUCCCCUCAAGUUCCAAGCAGACGACUCCCAAACGAACCAAGUCCUACAAUGAUAUGCAAAAUGCUGGUUUAGUACAUGCAGAGAAUGAAGAGGAUGACACCCCUGAAAUGAACAGUAGCUUUACAGCAGACUCCGGUGAACAAGACGAGCACAAUAUACACGGUAUAAGAGAUGCAGCUCUUCCAUCUUUGAAUAGUAGCAUCACCACUGUUCCCACCACGGAACCAUCUGAGAAGCUCCCUCAAUACCUACCUCCUUGUGCAGAGGAAAACUUGGGUCCUCUGCCUGAAAACUGGGAGAUGGCUUAUACAGAGAAUGGAGAAGUCUACUUUAUAGAUCAUAAUACUAAAACAACGUCUUGGCUAGACCCAAGGUGCCUGAACAAACAGCAAAAGCCUUUAGAAGAAUGUGAAGAUGAUGAAGAAGGGGUACACACGGAAGAACUGGACAGUGAACUAGAACUACCUGCUGGUUGGGAAAAGAUUGAAGAUCCUGUAUAUGGUGUCUACUAUGUAGACCACAUCAACAGGAAAACACAAUAUGAGAAUCCAGUUCUGGAAGCCAAAAGAAAAAAGCAGCUUGAACAGCAGCCUCCCCCAGCACAGCCUCCAGCACAACCAUCUGAAGAAUGGACUGAAGACAAUCCCCCCCUUGCUCCCCCUUCUGUUCCAAACCAUGUUCCCACUAACCAGGAUGCAGUUAGAGAUGUUCCAGUACAAGCAGGGAAACCAUUUUUCACCCGGAACCCAUCUGAACUGAAAGGGAAGUUCAUUCACACCAAACUGAGGAAAAGCAGCAGAGGCUUUGGUUUCACUGUGGUCGGCGGAGAUGAACCAGAUGAAUUUCUCCAGAUAAAGAGCUUGGUGCUUGAUGGGCCUGCAGCACUGGAUGGCAAAAUGGAAACAGGAGAUGUUAUUGUCAGCGUGAAUGACACAUGUGUCCUGGGCCACACCCAUGCUCAAGUGGUCAAAAUCUUCCAGUCAAUUCCUAUCGGUGCCAGUGUGGACCUGGAACUGUGCCGAGGCUAUCCUCUGCCUUUUGACCCAGAUGAUCCCAACACAAGCCUGGUGACAUCUGUUGCCAUUUUGGAUAAAGAACCAAUCAUUGUAAACGGGCAAGAAAGCUACGACUCUCCGGCAAGCCAUGGUAGCAAAACAGGGAAAGUCAACGGGAUGAAAGAGCAGAGACCUAGCAGUCCAGCUGAGGUUUCUUCAAAUGGAUCCCACGGCUACCCCAAUGACACCGUCUCCUUGGCUUCUUCUAUAGCAACGCAACCUGAACUCAUAACUGUACAUAUAAUUAAAGGGCCAAUGGGCUUUGGCUUCACUAUAGCAGACAGUCCUGGGGGUGGGGGACAGAGAGUGAAGCAAAUUGUCGACAGCCCAAGGUGCCGAGGCCUAAAAGAAGGGGACCUUAUAGUUGAAGUCAACAAGAAAAAUGUGCAGAAUCUAACUCACAACCAAGUUGUGGAUAUGCUGAUUGAAUGUCCUAAAGGAAGUGAGGUGACACUGCUGGUACAACGAGGAGGAUUGCCAGCCCCUAAGAAGAGCCCAAAGUCGCAACCACUUGAACGGAAAGACAGCCAAAACAGCUCCCAGCACAGCGUAUCCAGCCACCACAGCACCCACACGGCUUCUCCGAUUCACAGCACUCAGGUGCUUCCCGAAUACCCUGUUCCUGAAACACCAGUGACAGACCAGCUGGACAACGCAGGGCAGAAGAAGCCAGAUCCAUUCAAAAUCUGGGCCCAGUCCAGGAGCAUGUAUGAAAGCCGACCUAUGUCACCUUCGCCUACGACUGGACUGAGCAAGGGUGAAAGAGAAAGAGAAAUCAAUUCCACGAGUUUUGGAGAAUUUCCAGAUUAUCAAGAACAGGAUAUAUUUCUCUGGAGGAAAGAAACUGGUUUUGGAUUUAGGAUUCUUGGUGGAAAUGAGCCUGGGGAACCAAUUUACAUUGGUCAUAUUGUGCCAUUGGGCGCUGCAGAUGCUGAUGGUCGCCUGAGAUCUGGAGAUGAAUUGAUCUGCGUGGAUGGAACACCAGUAGUUGGAAAAUCACACCAGCUUGUAGUCCAACUUAUGCAACAAGCUGCAAAACAAGGCCAUGUGAAUUUAACUAUCAGACGCAAAGUGGUAUAUACAGUCCCCAAAGCAGAGAAUGAGGUUCCCUCUCCAGCUUCUUCUCAUCACAGUAGCAACCAACCAGCUUCUUUGACCGAGGAGAAACGCACUCCGCAGGGAAGUCAAAACUCACUCAACACUGUCAGUUCAGGCAGUGGCAGCACCAGUGGAAUUGGUAGUGGUGGGGGCGGAGGCAGUGGCGUGGUCAGCACUGUGGUCCAGCCCUAUGAUGUAGAAAUACGGCGUGGAGAGAAUGAAGGUUUUGGAUUUGUCAUUGUGUCUUCGGUUAGUCGCCCAGAAGCUGGAACAACUUUUGCAGGCAAUGCAUGUGUGGCCAUGCCUCACAAAAUAGGUCGGAUUAUUGAGGGGAGCCCAGCAGACCGGUGCGGGAAGCUGAAAGUCGGGGACCGGAUAUUGGCCGUUAAUGGAUGCUCCAUCACCAACAAAUCACACUCGGACAUCGUCAACCUAAUUAAAGAAGCAGGAAAUAUGGUUACUCUGCGCAUAAUUCCAGGAGAUGAAUCUUCCAACGCAACGUUAUUGACCAAUGCAGAAAAAAUUGCUACGAUUACAACUACACAUAAUCCUCAACAAAUGCCACAGGAGAACAGAAACAAUGCAAAAACAAAACAGGAAUCCCAGUUUGAUUUCAAAGCACCAACAGCCUCCCAGCCAGAACAAGAUUUUUACACUGUGGAACUUGAAAGAGGAGCUAAAGGGUUUGGCUUCAGUCUGCGAGGUGGCCGAGAAUAUAACAUGGAUCUCUAUGUCUUGCGGUUAGCAGAAGAUGGACCUGCUGAGAGAUGUGGAAAAAUGAGGAUUGGGGAUGAAAUCCUGGAGAUUAAUGGAGAAACCACAAAGAACAUGAAGCACGCUCGAGCCAUAGAACUAAUUAAAAAUGGUGGCCGCAAAGUUCGCCUGUUUCUCAAACGUGGAGAUGGCUCUGUACCGGAAUAUGACCCCAGCAGCGACAGGAGCAGCCCAGCCACAGGUUCACAAAAAGUAUCGGAAGUGAAAAAUGUGCAGUUCGACAGACAACAAUACUUACCAUUGGAGCCCAGUUAUCCACCAGUUCUUCACAAAUCACCCCAACAUGGAGACAAGCGGAUAUAUUUUAAGGACCCCAAAAGCAGCAGAGAGUUCGGCAGACAAUCAAAUGAGCACCACACAUGGAAUGGAACUUCUAAAAACAGCAAUAGCAUCCCAAUCCGAAAAAAGGAUAGGUCACCAGAAAAAAGGCAUGAGCGUCAACCCGAAAGAGUGGCCAUCAAUGGACAAAAACGAAGACCACCCGAAAAGAGGAGAGAAGGUACCAGGAGUGCUGAAAAUACUCUGGAGAGAAGAGACAGGCAUGAGAGGAGAAGAGACUUUUCUCCAGAGAAACGGAGAGAACGAUCACCAACUCACCGACGGGAUAACUCGCCCAGCAAGAGAAGACGGUCCCUCGAAAGACUUAUGGAUCAGAGGAGAUCACCAGAUAGGAAGAAGGAGAGUUCACCUCCCGAAAGGAGGGCCAAGUCUACGGACAGGAGGAGAGAGAGAACCCCUGAACGAAGAAGGGAGAGGUCUCCCGAUAAACGAAAUAAAAAUGGCAGAGUCAGUUUUCGGGAGAAGGAAGACGGCACGCUGAGAUACGACACAAAUAAAAGUAACAGGUACCCAACAGAACAAAGACGGAAAGCCUAUAAAGAGUGCAGCACUGACCUCAGUAUCUAGUGGCCUUUGAAGCCCUACCUACAAUACUUUUUGCGGCCUUUCCAGCAUUCAGAGUUCCUAGGAAGGAAGGUAGCAAACCUCAAAUGCCUCUCGCAGCCACCACACAAAUAAAAUCUAAUCAUCACAACCCAUUCACAUGUUUUGCACAUGGUGUGGACACCAUUAAAGUAUAUGCAUUUCAAAUCAUAUUUGCCAAAUGUCCAUCCCAAAGUGUGAUGGAAGUUGUCUUCCUUCCUAACACACCGCUGUGAGCAUUAGAUUCAUUGUACUUUUCUGUGGCUUAGUGGUUCCUUUCUUAGUUUUAUGGUGGGCAAACCAACCAAGUAGUUAAACAUGUGUGAUGUUUUGUUGAUGAGUUCAUUGCAAACAUGAAUUUAUGAUUUUCUAAAGAAUGGGUUGGAGGAAGAAAGGGUUGAUCAGUAAAACUUUGAACUACUACGGAGGGACUUUUUUUUUCUUUACAAAUAGCGAACAUAGUUCUCAAAGUAAGAUAACUAAUUUGAAGAGACUACUGCUGGGAUGAAGGAUAUUUAUACAGAUCUACACAGCACAAGCGGUUGAGGAAUGUAUAGUGUGUUCCAUUGAACAAUAAGUACUUUUGGAUCUUCUUUAAAAGAAAGUAAAGUGGCCAAGGAUCGGUAGUUAUCAUACAUGGCAUCAUGUGUAGGAUAAACCACCAUGUUUGUUCAAUAAUUGUGACCAUUAAUGAAAUUUCACAAAGGCAGCACCACUGUUGUUCUUGUUCAACCAGUAGAACCAUUCAAAUGAAAUUGGAGCCUGAAUAGUAUCACUUGUUUGCCUUGAAAAGGAAAUUGACAUGAAUUUGAUUCCUUAUUCAAGAAGCAUUUUGAGGAACAAAUACUUAUUUCAUAGGCUGAGUUUAAAUGCUUUUAGGUCAUUUAAGUACUCUUGUCGCCAAAUGGAACUGUUUCUCUGGGCUUCUAGGUUUUUUUAAAUUAUUAUUAUUAUUAUUUGACCUUCUUUCCGCUUUCUGGUGCACUCUUACGUGAGACAAAAGGAAGCAAAAUUGUCAAAAAAAAAAGUUAAAAAUUGGGCUAUGGAGUUCUUGAGAGAAAGGUGUGGUUUGAGCUCUUCAUCAGACUGUCACGAGUGGAAUAAACCUAUUCAGGAUUAUUUUCUGUUGGGUAUUUUCAUGCAAUGAGUUUGUGCGGUAAGUAUACUGUAGUACCAAUAGCAGAAUUAAUGGAUUACUGCCUAGCUGAGCCAAAAAAAAAAAAAAAUUGCCAUUACUGUUGGACCACUAAAAUUUUUUUUAAACUGCUGCUUUUUAUUUUACAGUGCAUUGAUGUGUACAUGUAAUACUGUUCCACUGGGUUUUUUUUUUCAUAUGCCCGUGCACAGACACAUAUACAUAAAGAAAAUAAGAUUACAAGUCUAUCACUGUUAUUGCCCUGGUACUGUAAAGAAAAAGGAAAGACAAAAGAUGGCUUGUCAUUGUAUGUACAGACUUUAAAUUGUAAUUAACAGAGCCUG